Formica exsecta is the source of this 1238-nucleotide messenger RNA. RefSeq lists its product as uncharacterized. Lineage: Eukaryota; Metazoa; Arthropoda; Insecta; Hymenoptera; Formicidae. The coding region runs from base 121 to 600 and encodes 159 amino acids. The transcript is spliced from 4 exons. The record is from RefSeq and is a predicted model, not a curated record.
UACAAUGUACUAAUAUACUAUUUUAUAAUUCUAGCAAGCUCUGAUUUUCAACGUUUUAUAAUAAGAAAAAUCAUAGACAUAGGAUUUCAACUACGUUCAUUGCAAGAACAAGGAAAUGUUAUGAAUAGCAGAUUAGAUACUAUUUUACAAAAUCUUCAAAUAUCUCCCUCUCAUGGGACAGAAGGCGAAACUAUACAGCAACAUGUUAUGAAUAAUUUUCCCAUUGACAAUAUGGAAGAUUUGCAGACUUUUGAGAAAUCAUUAAUUGAAAAUCAAAUAAAUCGCCAAAAAUUAAUUAAAGAAUUAUCGCGUAUUGGCGGUAAUGAUAUCAGAAGAAUUGUAUUUAAUCUUUUACGGACAUUAAUUUCCGAUAAAUUAGCGUGUAUGUUUAAUUACAUUGGAGGAAAGAAAAAACAAAUAUUUUAUGAUUUGGAAAUACGGAAAGUAAUAUUCAGUGUUGUAAGAGUUCAUUUUUCAAACGCAACAGAGCAAAUUAUUGCGGAACCAAUUAAAUCGUGGUGGUUACGGGCAAAUGAACGUUACCAAAAGAAAACAAAAGACAACACAGAUAGAUAUGCAACUGCCAAUGGUACUGCAUAACAUACGAUUGUUGAUAUACCAACUGAAAUUUUAAGAUUUUGCGGUAUAUUAAAACAUUAUUAUAUGUGGUUUCGGGAUUGGAGCUGCGUUUUGGACGAAAAUAAUUCCGACGUUUUGGUUACGUUUCGUAAACGUUAUUAUAUUAAUAUCAGGCUGAUCCUCUUCAUCAUUAAGUGAACAUAUCCAUUCAAAACGUGGCUUAGAGCUUAUACAAUUGAUGUAUUUUAUAAGUAAGUUAUUUAGUCUGUUAUUUGGUUAUUUAAUACGCACAUUUGUCGUAAUAGUUUAUUCUUGUAAGAGUCAAGUACAGUGAUAUUAUUUCUUAAACUAUAUAUAUAUAUAAAUGUUGAUGGCAUUAAUAUGUUUUAUACAUUACUUGAACUGUUCAUUUACAGAAGUUUAUAUUAAUUUUAAUAUUUAUUUAAAAUUCAUACGCGCGUGUUUAUACCAAAGAAAAGUACAAAUUUAUUUGUUAGCAAAUAUAAUAUAGCGUUUACAUAUUUAUAAUAUAUAUGUGUUAAGUUGUGUCUCUAUAGAAUACUGUGACAUUUGUAAGUUGCUAACAAUAAACUGUGAUUAAAAACUGUAACAUUGAUUGAAAAGAACAUGAUUAAAAAGAGAUUAAAUACAAUGUUAUG